Molecule: messenger RNA, 1665 nt
Organism: Acanthaster planci (crown-of-thorns starfish)
Lineage: Eukaryota; Metazoa; Echinodermata; Asteroidea; Valvatida; Acanthasteridae
Product: MAM domain-containing glycosylphosphatidylinositol anchor protein 2-like
Cellular component (GO): membrane
Source: RefSeq, a predicted model, not a curated record
UGCGAUUAGCAGACCGAAGAAAAAUAUUACUCGAGGGAAAUGCAUACCAGAAACUGUGGAUCCUGUUUGCUGUCCUUUCCGUCCACUGGCAGUUCCACUCCCCGUCUGGUAUUUUGGCAGGCAAUUUGAACCGCAGACGGGAAGCCUACCGGCGUGCUUGCGGCGUAAACAGGAAGAGACCCGGCCAGCCAGAAACACUUAUAUAUUGCAGUAAAUGUUUCGAUAGCAUUUCAUUGAUAAGUGGUCGACGUAAUCUGACGUCUUGCAGUUUCAGGCCAGUGUAUUUGUGCCCCUGGUCGUACAACAAGGUAGAGUGUGCUGUCCUUCAUUUAAUAUUCAAUGGAGUUAACAACCCUGAUUGUCAAGAUUGUCUUCGUUUGCCUUGUUUUCCACAAAGCCAAGGCAAUCUUCGAAAUCUGUGACUUUGAAACCGACGAUGAUGCACUUUGUGGAUACGUCCAAGACAUUGACGACGAUUUCGAUUGGCAGUUAAGACAGGGAGGCACGCCCACGCCGGGUACUGGGCCGUCCUACGACCACACCCUAGGAGUCAACUCCACUGGUCACUACUUGUACAUCGAAGCCUCUGGUCCGGGCGUCUGGGACGUGGCUCGCCUCCUCAGCCCGACCCACGGGCCUUCCCCAGGCUUCUGUCUCCGCUUCUUCUACCACAUGCACGGCGAACACGCGGGCCGUCUGAGCGUUCGCCUACGGAGCGGAGGCGAGUUGGCCACAGAAGCCCUGUGGACACGAAAGGGAGACCACGGGGACGAGUGGAUGGAGGCCGUGGUUGAGGGCCGUUCGUCGUCCGAUUUCGAGAUAGCCUUUGAAGCCAAGAGGGGUGAAGGCUUCAAAUCAGAUAUCGCUAUUGACGACAUUACCCUGGCGCUUGGAUUUACAUGCGGGGGACCAGUCGUUGCCACGUCAAGCUCCGAGCCAAUAACAGAUAAAGAGACAACUGUAAGCAUAUCAACAGAAACUCCGGAACCGAUCAACGGACAGCAACCAUUGGUCACUAAGCAACCAGAAGUUGUGCUCACCAAUCAGCCCUCAAAGGGUGUGACGUCAACGCCACUGGAACCAAUAGAUAGUCAUCUUAUAAUUGUAGUCUUGGUGGUGGGUUUGUCGUUCUGGGGUGUAGUCUUCACCAUUCUCGCUGUCGUCGUGCUCAAAACUCGCCAAUCGCGGAACCGUAAGAAAGGCAACGUGACAUAUGACGUCAUCAUCAAUGGGGCCAACCAGGAGGAAAUUGUAAUGGCAGAUGAUGAGAAUCAGACUUCAGAGCAAUCGAACGCUUAAAACGCUGACCAAAACUGAGUGUCGAACAUUAAUGUGCAAUUGUUUUGAUAAAAGAAGUUGUUUGUAUGAAAAGUGUGGAUAUAUGCGGGGAUAGGAUUAAGCGAUAUUUAGACUGAAUGUCUAAUUAAUUUAAGGGUGUUUGUGUGGCUUUUGAAUUUUUAAAGAAAUUUUAAAAUGUUGUCUUAUAAAGUAAGGAAAUGUGCUUAAUGUGAGGAAAUAUUUGCCCUUUUUAGUGAUUGUGAAGACUUAUCGCUUAAUGAUUGUUUUUGUACACAGAUUCACCUGAGAUACCCGGCCCGUCGUUAUGAGCCCCCGGGCAUUUAUUUAUUUUUAAUAGAAACUAUACACUGAUUCAGAGUUGCUCGA